UCGUGAUGGACGAGUAAGGCGAUUCUGCAGUAGCAUUGCUGAUGCGCCCUGGUUCGACAACUUCAUUAUUGCGUGCAUAGCGGUGUCGUCAGCACUCAUGGCUUUGGAUAGCCCUCUGCAUGACCCCACUUCGGGCUUGGCACGGUUCCUCGAUGUCACGAACACGUUGUUCACGUUCAUAUUCCUUGUGGAGAUGCUCAUCAAGUGGAUAGCCUUUGGAGUGGUCUUGAAUAAGGGCGCGUAUUGGCGUGACUCGUGGAACAUUCUUGAUGGAGUUGUGGUGAUCGUAUCGGUGGUUGACCUAUUGCCGAUGCUACCCGAUGUCUCUGUGCUCAAGACAUUGAGAAUGCUACGUGCCCUGAGGCCCCUGAGGGUCAUAUCUCGGAAUCCGAACCUGCGUUUGGUGGUUAACACGCUGUUCCGAAUCUUACCGGAGCUCUGCAACCUCCUCAUCGUGGGAGGACUCUUCUUCUUGAUCUUUGGUCUGUUUGGUCUGUCCUACUUCAAGGGAAAGUUCUACACAUGUCAA
Molecule: messenger RNA, 529 nt
Organism: Perkinsus marinus ATCC 50983
Lineage: Eukaryota; Perkinsozoa; Perkinsida; Perkinsidae
Product: Voltage-dependent L-type calcium channel, putative
Exons: 1
Biological process (GO): transmembrane transport; monoatomic ion transport
Cellular component (GO): plasma membrane; voltage-gated sodium channel complex
Molecular function (GO): voltage-gated sodium channel activity
Source: RefSeq, a predicted model, not a curated record